GUCCCGGGCCGGGCUGACAGACAGGCUGAGGCAGGACGCAGCGGUUGACUUUGGGUUGUUGUUUCUCGGGACCGGGACCGGAUCCGGCAGCUGCAUGGAGCCGGGCGGGCACAGCGGGACCCCGGGGCCCCUCCGGGCCCCGCUCCUGGUUCUGGUUCUGGUUCUGCUGCUGAGCUGCGCCGCGCCGGGACGCGCCGAGACGGUGUGUCACUGCAGCGGGACAGCGGCAUGUCACUGCGAUGGGGUCAAAGGUCAAAAGGGCGAGCCAGGUUACCCUGGGUAUGAUGGACUUCCCGGGGUGGUUGGUUACCCAGGAAAUGAGGGCCAUCCUGGGCCCCCCGGAGCCAAGGGCCAGCAGGGGGCAGCAGGAAGCCCAGGAUAUAAAGGCUCUCGGGGUCUUCCAGGAGAGCCAGGUUUCCCAGGACCACCUGGACAGCCAGGAAUACCGGGUCGAGAGGGAGCCAUUGGCCGACCAGGACUCCCAGGAUGCAAUGGGACAAAGGGGGACAUGGGGUACCCUGGUUUCCCAGGAAUCACAGGACCUGUUGGCCUGCCGGGUCUUCCAGGACUACAAGGAGCAAAGGGAGAAUCUUUUUACUUCCCCAGUUCUCUGGAGGUCAAAGGAGAACUGGGACCUCAAGGACAAGAUGGAGAACUGGGGAGGAAUGGAGAUCCUGGCUUACCAGGCCUGCCAGGACCACCAGGACCUGCAGGACUUCCUGGAACGCCAGGGUUACCCGGGUUACCAGGAGAGAAGGGGCAAGAAGGUCCCAGUCCGGUGAUCCCAGGUCCCAGAGGGCAGAAGGGUGACCGUGGCCCCCCUGGGAUACCCGGCCAGAAAGGAAUUAAACUGUAUGCCGAAGGUCCAAAAGAACUGAAGGGGGAGCCGGGUCAAGUUGGACAGAAAGGCUGUCGAGGAGCCACUGGUCUGCCAGGGAAGAGAGGCACCAAAGGAGGAAAGGGAGAGCGAGGAGACCCUGGAGCUCUGGGUAAACCAGGGAAGGAAGGAGCUCGUGGACAGAUUGGAGCACCGGGGGAUCCUGGGGACCGUGGUUACCUGGGUCCACCUGGGAUUGAAGGAGCCAUGGGGGAGAAAGGUGACCGUGGGCCUCCAGGUCCUCCAGGAGAGGUGAUCCAGGUCAACAACUUCAUGAAAGGCGCGCGUGGAACCCCCGGAACCGCGGGACCUGUGGGACCCCCCGGAGAACCAGGAGUGAUCGGCUUCCCAGGCCUGCAGGGAGAGCCAGGCCAGGGGCCCCCAGGCCCCCCGGGGUCUCCUGGGCCUCCAGGCUUCACUGGGGCCAAAGGAGAGCCUGGAGAGCCGGGGCCCCUCAUCAUCGGACCCCCAGGGGCCCCCGGGAUCCCUGGGGACAUCGGAACGGUCGGAGAACGUGGAGAACCAGGAAUACCAGAUUACCUGCCAGGGAGGGCGGGGCCUCCAGGUGUCAAAGGUGUGCGCGGGCAGAGCGGCGCUCCAGGAAACAGAGGAAACUACGGAGAGACAGGUGAGAAGGGACAGGUGUGCACCAGGUGUUCUCCUGCGGUGGGGAGCCCCGGCCCCCCCGGCCCCCCCGGCGAGCCAGGUGACCCCGGGGGCACAGGUUCAGCUGGCGCCCCGGGCAGCAAAGGUGACCCAGGGGUCAAAGGUGUCAUAGGACUUCCUGGUCCGCAGGGCUGGUUCGGGAUCCCCGGGCUCACGGGCGCCCCGGGACCCAAAGGUGACCCUGGCGUGAUGGAGACCAUUGGGGAGAGGGGCGAGCCGGGGGACCCCGGGGCCCCGGGUGAGGCCGGCGUUGACGGGAUAGACGGGGUCUCUGGACUUCCUGGAGUGAAAGGCAUUGUGGGAUUGAAGGGCAACCCUGGGCCUCCAGGGCCAAAGGGUGACGGGGGCCCGGCCGGGCUGACCGGCCCCAGGGGCCGAACAGGACAGAUGGGGAUCCUGGGGCCCCCGGGCAUCGGCUUCCCAGGACCCCCAGGGCCAAAGGGCAACCAGGGAGUGCUGGGCCAGCGAGGCAGCCCUGGAGAGCCAGGGGAGAAAGGAGCUCCUGGUGAAACCAUCACAACUCUGGGAGAUCCAGGCCAGAAGGGGCAGAAGGGUUUACCCGGCAACCCCGGACCUGAAGGCAUCACAGGACUUCCUGGUUUCCCAGGGUUCCCUGGUCUGUCGGGGGAGAAGGGUUCCAGAGGCUUUUCCGUCCAGGGGCCUCCAGGAAAUCCCGGGGUCAAAGGAGUGAAGGGCCUCCCAGGAGCUCCAGGUUCACCGGGUUUCGGAAUCAGAGGACGAGCAGGGCCCUCAGGGGCCCCUGGGAUGCCGGGCCCCAAGGGGUACGCGGGUGUUGGUCUACCAGGCCAGCCGGGUCAGUUAGGACCCCAGGGGGAAGACGGGUCUGUGGGGUGCCAAGGAACUUCUGGCCCUGCUGGACCAGAUGGUCCUCCAGGACCCCCAGGACUAGAUGGGCCCCCAGGACCCAAAGGUCGUGCAGGUCUGGAUGGUUUGCCUGGUGCAGUUGGUUCUGUAGGAUCCUGUACCCCUGGAGCCCCCGGACCCUCAGGACCCCCUGGAGAGAUGGGUUUCAUCGGCUUCACAGGACCCCGGGGCCCUAAAGGUCUGCAGGGUGACCCUGGGCUGCCGGGGGAAGGUGUUCCGGGGCUUCAGGGACCCUAUGGACCCCCAGGGUUUGAUGGAGCUCCAGGGGCCACUGGAGGCAUUGGAUCAAAGGGACUGAAGGGAACCAACGGAGAGCCAGGGAGCCCCGGUAUCAGAGGAGAUGCUGGGCCUUCAGGAGCUUCUGGGAUUCCAGGUUCUGAUGGGAAACCAGGAGAGGACGGGCGACCAGGGCCAAAAGGUGAGAUGGGUGUCAGUGGUUUGAGGGGUGCUGAGGGUGCUCGGGGGCCUCAGGGUGACCCGGGGGAAGGUGGACCUAAAGGAAGCUACACUGCUGUCCAGCUGUUUGGAGACCCUGGAAGUCCUGGAGAGCCUGGGCCCGCAGGUCUCACUGGAGUUAAAGGAGAGAGGGGCCCCCAGGGGCCUCAGGGCCCUGAUGGCAUCAACGGUAACCCUGGCAACGCUGGGUGCCAAGGACCCACUGGAGACCCUGGCAGAGAUGGAGAGAAAGGAGCUCUUGGUCUCCAUGGAAACCCUGGUAACCAAGGAGAUAUGGGGUUUCCAGGUUUUAAAGGUGGCAAAGGUUCCUUAGGGUUUCGUGGAGAACCUGGCCAAGAUGGAACUCCAGGACAGCAGGGACCCAAAGGUGCUAAAGGAGAACCGAGUUCACCUGGACCAGGACCUAAAGGACGUCAAGGGGACAUGGGGGAUCCAGGAUGUCCAGGACCUCCAGGAGACGACGGGGAACAAGGAGACCUGGGCAGCUUUGGCCCUCCAGGAAACAUCGGACCUUCUGGCCCCAAAGGCAGAUCAGGAGGCCUCGGGAUCCGAGGUGAUCCUGGGUUGCCAGGCAACAAGGGUUUUGAUGGUCCUGCAGGAAGUUGUGGCAGUCCGGGACCUUCUGGCCUCCCAGGAAACAAGGGAGCUCCAGGAGAUCCUGGACCUCCUGGUCCCAGAGGAAACCAGGGACAAGACGGCAUACCUGGACCUCCUGGAGAGAAGGGAGACAUGGGAGCUACUGGACGCGGACCCCAAGGACCAAGAGGAGAGAAAGGUUCAAGUGGGCCGAAGGGAGAACUCGGUUCUACUGGUCCGUGUGGACCCCCUGGUCCUCCUGGUCCUCUGGGAGAUCGAGGGCCUCCAGGUGCACCAGGGGCAGACGGUGCUCCUGGUCGUCCCGGCAGAGACGGAACCUGCACCCAGGGAACCAAAGGAGAUCGAGGAGAACCCGGGAAACCAGGGGAGAGAGGACCUAAAGGGUGUGUCGGCCCCCCCGGGCCUCCGGGUCCAGGGUUUAAAGGGGACAAGGGGAAUAAAGGAGGCACAGGUCUCCAAGGAACACCUGGUUACCGUGGCGACACUGGUUUACCCGGCCAGCCGGGUGAGGAUGGGCCCCCAGGGGCCCCAGGGCCCAAAGGCCUGAUGGGAGAAACCGGCAUCAUGGGACCGACCGGUCAGAAGGGGGAGGACGGGCGACCUGGUGUAAAUGGUGUCUCUGGACCACAGGGAUCCCCUGGGAACCAAGGCCCGAGGGGGGAAGACGCCUUCGGGGACGUGGUGCUGCUGCCAGGAGACAAAGGCUCAGCUGGAUGUCUGGGAGCCAGAGGAGAAACCGGGCCCCCCGGGGCCCCAGGGAGACAAGGCCCUGACGGUGCUCGGGGGAACCGUGGAGAACCCGGUCUGGACGGGCUGCUCGGUCUUCCUGGACUAAAGGGGGAAAAGGGAGACAGAGGCUUCCCUGGACCUCAAGGGAUUCUGGGGGAGCAGGGCUCGGUGGGCGCUAAGGGCCCCCGGGGCCCCCCGGGGCCCUGCGCCCCCCCGUCGGGGGAGCCGGACGGCUUCCUGUUCACCAGACACAGCCAGAGGCAGGACGUCCCACAAUGCCCUGCAGGAUCCAGCCUGCUGUUCUCCGGGUUCUCCCUCCUUUUCAUCAAUGGAAACAACCGAGCACACGGACAGGACCUUGGUACGUUGGGUAGUUGUCUUCCUCGUUUUACCACCAUGCCCUUCCUGUUCUGUAACAUUGACAGCACCUGUCGCUACGCCUCCCGCAACGACUACUCCUAUUGGCUGUCCACCGACCAAUCAAUGCCCAGUGACAUGGCACUCAUCUCUGGGGACUCUCUGGAGAGAUACGUCAGCCGGUGUGCAGUGUGUGAGACCAGGGCCAAUGUGAUUGCAGUCCACAGUCAGACUGUCGAGGUCCCGGCCUGUCCCACCGGGUGGCGCUCUCUCUGGGCCGGCUACUCUUUUGUCAUGGAGACGGGUGUGGGGGCGGAGGGGUCCGGCCAGCCGCUGGCCUCACCUGGAUCCUGCCUGGAAAACUUCCGCAAAAUCCCUUUCAUCGAGUGUCACGGCCGAGGAACCUGCAACUACUACACCGACUCCUACAGCUACUGGCUGGCUGCCCUGAACCCAGCCGACAUGUUCAGCAAGCCCAGGCCUCAGACAGUCAAGGGAGACUGUUCAGGCAGUCUGGUCAGCCGCUGCCAGGUCUGCAUGAAGCAGUGGUAAUCCAGACCACCACCAAGACCACCACCAAGACCACUGAGACCAUGGAGAACCCCAAGACCACUGAGACCCCCAAGACCACUGAGAUCCCCAAGACCACUGAGACCACCCAG
Molecule: messenger RNA, 5229 nt
Organism: Myripristis murdjan (pinecone soldierfish)
Lineage: Eukaryota; Metazoa; Chordata; Actinopteri; Holocentriformes; Holocentridae
Gene: col4a3
Product: collagen, type IV, alpha 3
Exons: 52
Coding region: 95-5119 (1674 amino acids)
Cellular component (GO): collagen trimer
Molecular function (GO): extracellular matrix structural constituent
Source: RefSeq, a predicted model, not a curated record